AUGGCCGACUCUUCACCAACAUCAUCAAAACCAAGACAGACCUGGAAAGAGAGUAUGAAGAAAGUUCCAUAUUUGUCAUCCUCCAGUGUUUGUCUGACUGAAGAGCUUCAAUGUUGUGUGUGUCUGGAUGUGUUCAGUGAUCCAGUCAGCACUCCAUGUGGACACAACUUCUGCAGAAUCUGUCUGAAACAGUGCUGGGACAACAGUCAGAUCUACAGCUGUCCAUACUGUAAAGAAACAUUCAGUAAAAGACCAGAGCUCAAGAUCAACACAACACUUAGACAGCUCACGCUGAUAUUUAAGGAAAAGUAUGAUGGCUACAUAUGUGAGAAACAUGAGAGACCUCUGGAGCUCUUCUGUAGAGAUGAUCAGACAUUUGUUUGUGUGUUUUGUGCUUUUGGAGAUCACAAGAAUCACAACAUUGUUCCUCUAGAGGAGGAAAGUAAAGAGAAGAAGACUCAACUGAUGAAGACACAGACAGACAUUCAGCAGAUGAUCCAGAAGAGAAUCAACAAGAUUCAAGACAUCAAACACUCAGCAGAACUCAGAAAAAGAAGCAGAGAGCAGGAGAAAGCAGCGAGUGUUGAGCUCUUCAGUGAUCUGAUCAGAUCCAUUGAGAAAUGUCAGACUGAGCUGCUGGAAAUGAUGGAGGACAAACAGAAAGCAGAUGAGAAACAGGAUGAAGAUCUCAUUAAAGAUCUGGAGCAGGAGAUCACUGAACUAAAGCGGAGAGACAGUGAGCUGGAGAAGAUCACACACAGUGAAAAUUAUCUUCAUCUAAUACAGAUUGACCCAUCAACCCUGUACAGAGCUCCAGACAUGAAGAACUGGUCUGAGAUCAGUAUGAAGACUCAUGUGAGUGUGGAGACUCUAAGAGCUCUGACUCAACUACAGGAGACUCUCAAUGAGAAAUUUACUCAGACUGUGUUGUUGAAGAUGCAGCAGUAUGCAGUUGAUGUGACUCUGGAUCCUGAUACAGCUCAUCCAAAACUGAUCUUAUCUGAAGAUAGAAAACAAGUGAGACAUGGAUACAUUCGAUUUAAACUCCCAGAUAAUCCAGAGAGAUUUGAUAGGUGUGUCAAUAUCCUGGGAAAAGAGGGAUUCACUUCAGGGAGAUUUUAUUUUGAGGUUCAAGUGAAGGGAAAAACUGACUGGACUAUAGGAGUGGCCAAAGGAUCUGUUAACAGAAAAGGAUCGAUCACACUGUCUCCUGAGAAUGGAUUCUGGACUGUGAUUCUGAGGAAUGAGAAUGAAUAUUGGGCAUGUGAUGAUUCUUCUGUCUCUCUGUCUCUGAAAGUGAAACCACAGAAGGUCGGGGUGUUUGUGGAUUAUGAGGAGGGUUUGGUUUGUUUUUAUGAUGUAGAGUCCAGGUCUCAUAUCUACUCUUUCACUGAUCAAACUUUCACUGAGAAACUCUUUCCUUUCAUUUGCCCACAUUUAAAUGAUGGCGGUAAAAAUUCAGCUCCUCUGAUCAUCUCACCUGUUCAUUACAACAAAUGACUUUACAUUCAGAAUAUAAAAUACUAAAUUAAACUAAAGCUUUAUAGAAUUA
Misgurnus anguillicaudatus (oriental weatherfish) is the source of this 1552-nucleotide messenger RNA. Lineage: Eukaryota; Metazoa; Chordata; Actinopteri; Cypriniformes; Cobitidae. The record is from RefSeq and is a predicted model, not a curated record.